Messenger RNA from Ostrea edulis (European flat oyster), 1984 nucleotides. Its product is annotated as tyramine beta-hydroxylase-like. The transcript has 9 exons. The record is from RefSeq and is a predicted model, not a curated record. Bases 129 to 1820 code for a protein of 563 amino acids. NCBI's taxonomy places the organism in Eukaryota, Metazoa, Mollusca, Bivalvia, Ostreida, Ostreidae. Gene Ontology annotation, molecular function: dopamine beta-monooxygenase activity; copper ion binding.
CAAAUUCCCAUUAAAACGUUCUAACCAAUGGGCUUUUUUGUAAUCUUACCCUGUAUGUGAUCAGUGAACCCCAAAUAAUAUACAUAUAUAACUAGUGUGGAGGACCUUUAAACCCACUUUGCUUUAGGAUGCUCCGUGGAAUAUAUCUAUGUUGCUGUCUGCUGUUUACGAGUUCCUUGGGUUUCAAGUUUUUACAAACAAAAAUUCCCAAUGGCGAUUCCGUUCCGCACCCCUGUAAACCGAAUUAUCUCUGGCACGGGGUAGGUCACAGGAACGAACUUGGGGGCGGAUCUAGGAAUCCUUUUGGCGAGGACUUUGACGCCGCUGGAAAGAUCUGGACUCGUGAGUUAUGUAUGAAGGAUUCAGAUGGUGACAGUAAAACUAAUGGAGAAGAACUGGGGGAUCCGGAUUGUGUGUGGAGAGAAAAUGCCAUUCCGGAUAAAAACGCUUUUUCGCAUCCUGGUGUAUGUGAACCUUACGAUAGCGCCCUCUGUAGGCAAAAGAACGCCUGGGUACAGUGUGAAAUUGAAGAUUUCCAAUGUGACAGUAUCAAUGCACCAGAUGUGAAGAACAUUACCCUGCGGUAUCCUGAAACUGCCGUACCCAAUCUGGAAACUAACUACUUCUGUAUGACCUUUGAACUUCCUCAAGAUGGCGACUACCACAUGAUUGCCACCCAGCCAUACAUUGACAACGAAUACAUAAUGCACCACAUCCUUCUGUACGGAUGUGACGAAUCAGUCAACCAAACUGAAACACACCCUACUCGUUGCGGUAUGGGAUCAUCAAAAUGCCGUACCAUCAUCGGCACGUGGGCUGUAGGGUCUCAAGGGGAGUGUGUGCAUAAAGACGUUGGUUUCAGGAUUGGUCAACAAGGGUUUAAAUACGCCAUGAUGCAGUUUCACUGGAACAACUACGAGCGACGUUCUGAUUACGUGGACAGUUCUGGAAUGACGCUGUUCUAUACUCCGAACCGACGCCCUAACGACGCCACAAUCAUGGUAAUAGGCCAAAAUUACCUAGAGAUCCCGCCGAGAAAAGAGCACGCUGAAUUUCACUCCGUGUGCACUGCACAGGACACCAAACUGGCCCUUUCUGGUCCCGUUUAUGUGACGCGGGGCUUCAACCACAUGCACUAUUUAGGUCGAGAAGAAUCCAUCAUUCAGUAUAGAAAUGGGGUCAAGGUUAACACCCUCACAGACGAGCCUGACUACAGCUACGAUCGACCAAGAUUUAUAGAGUACAGUACUGCGAUACAGGUGUUACCAGGCGACGAAAUCAGAACGAAAUGCGUGUUCAAGUCCUCCUCGAAAUCCGUAACUACUUUUAAAGGCGAUGCAACUUCCGACGAGAUGUGCUUCGGUUUUCUUACACUCCAUCCGAUCACGAAUGUCAGGCAUUCGUUCUGCACCACCUGGAAAAAUAUAUCCGAAAUGCAAAUGUACAACACUGAAAAUUAUAAAAAUUGUAAUAUUAACGAGUUCCACAAUCCGUUUCACCCCAGUAUGACGAAGCUAUACCAACAGGUGGAUUCUCAUUGCCUUCCAUUGUCGCAUUGUCUGGAGGAAUGCAAGGAAGCGGUCAAGGAAUUCAAGCGGCAUCCUUGUAUGCAGGGUGACAUGGCAGAAUUAAUGAAAUCGCAGGCCAUGAGAUGGAUAAAUACUGUCGAUACUUUUAAGUUUUAUUCAAAGCUUGAGUCAUGUGACCUCGAGAUAUUGCGAGAGAAGAUGGAAGCAGAGAGAGAAAGAGAAUCAAGUGGCGGAUCUCAUGUCGUCCCACAAUUUCUUGCACUACUUUCAUUGUCUACCUUGUUGAUAUAACUGUUUCCAAAAGCUGUCAAAUAUAUAGGCUAAUGAAAUGUACAUUCUAUAGGAGGAACCGCUGAUAUCGAGAAAUGUACCAUGGACAUUUUUCUAUGCAUGGUCUUUGAAAGCUUCAUUCAGAAGUAGCAUGGAUUAAUAAAAUAAAAAGAAGAUUAAAUUGA